Molecule: messenger RNA, 1353 nt
Organism: Xenia sp. Carnegie-2017
Lineage: Eukaryota; Metazoa; Cnidaria; Anthozoa; Malacalcyonacea; Xeniidae
Product: lysoplasmalogenase-like protein TMEM86A
Exons: 2
Coding region: 97-957 (286 amino acids)
Cellular component (GO): membrane
Source: RefSeq, a predicted model, not a curated record
CAUUACGCCAUUCCAAAACAUAAAAUUAAUUUCGACGUAAACAACAAGACGAGAAAAGUUAAAUAUUGUCUAAUUCUCAAGUUUCCCUGGUUUCAAAUGGCGAAGCAAAGGUCUUAUUUAUCAGAAACUAACGACGAAACUUCCUUGCAAUUUUAUGCUAAAGAGGAUGACUCGACAACAUCUAACAAUGAACGAAAAUACAUGAGAAUCUUGGUAAAUCCUGUUGAUGUGUUUAAAAGUAUUGGGCCAAAGCUGGUUCCGUUUGCCAAAACAGUUUGUGUGUAUUUUGUGGCAGGAUUGCACCAACCAUCAGUUUUGAACGCACUUCUAAAAUGUCUACCAGUCAUCUGCCUUUGUUUUUUCAUUGGAGUGCAAGGUGUGAGUAUGCGUCCCGAACACCGUUACAAUCGUCACGUGCUUCUAGGUAUGAUGUUCUCGUGUCUGGGUGAUGCUUUGAUGGUGUGGAAACCACGUCUGUUCAUUCAUUCCAUGUUAGCCUUUGCUGUUGCUCAUAUCCUCUACACCAUAGCAUUUGAAAUGCGACCCUUCCGCCUUAAAACGGGCGUGGUCUGCUCAGUUUAUGGUUUAUUGGUAUUUUCAGUCUUAUAUCCUCAACUGAAAGGUGUCAUGUUAAUUUGUGUUGGCAUUUAUACUUUUCUCAUUUUUAUGAUGUGUUGGAGGGCAGUGACGCGACUUCAAGUGGACAAACUGUGGAAAUGGAACAACAUGUGUGCUUGUGGUGGUGCCCUGCUUUUUGUCUUCUCCGAUACCAUGAUUGCACUUGAUAAGUUUUAUGCACCAAUCAUCUAUCGACGUAGCAUCGUCAUGACAACAUAUUAUCUGGCACAGCUAGGUAUCGCCAUGUCAACGUGCAAGCAUAACAUUAAUGACGUCGUGCUUAACCUCCAACCGGAAACCUGCAAGAAAGGUCGUGUUCAAACAAUGAAAAUAGAUUAGGUUCGAGUAUAGUACGUAUAUGGACAUUUAUUGUAGACAAAUGUAUCUUCUAUUUAACCGCCUCAUGAUAUGGUGUUUAUUUGCGUUUUGCUUGAACAUGAAAAAAAUACGUAUAAUUCCUUAGUUUAUACCACAUAGCUUGACAUCUUAUCCAUACACUGUUUUAUUUUUUGUGCAUAACAGUGCGUUCCCCUUUUUCCUCCUUUAUAACUACAUAUGGAUUAUAAAUGUGUAAGGAAUGUGACAUGAUGUCAAGAUAAAUAUGAUCACUAUAGUACAGUUACCCGUAGCAUGUUAUUAUAUAGGACGUGGGCGUAUUCUACUGCGUCUUAUAAUAGAAAUGAUAAAGAAAAUUUAUUGUAAAAGAAAGAAAAUGAAAAACUUAGUUCAACUAUA